Messenger RNA from Chlorella variabilis, 1311 nucleotides. RefSeq lists its product as hypothetical. The transcript is spliced from 12 exons. Gene Ontology annotation, molecular function: NAD binding; 3-oxoacyl-[acyl-carrier-protein] reductase (NADPH) activity. The coding region runs from base 50 to 958 and encodes 302 amino acids. NCBI's taxonomy places the organism in Eukaryota, Viridiplantae, Chlorophyta, Trebouxiophyceae, Chlorellales, Chlorellaceae. The record is from RefSeq and is a predicted model, not a curated record. Gene Ontology annotation, biological process: fatty acid biosynthetic process.
AUUCCCUUCACGCCUCGCGCUGAUCAGCAUCAGCCGCUCUCAGGUCGCGAUGGCUCAAGCUCUGCCGGUGCAGUCUGCAUGCCUGAACAAGCAGCUGCAGGCGGCACGCACACUCGGCAACAUGAGGGGCGUGGGCCAGGCUGCCCGCCUGUUCAAGACCGCGGCAUCCCGCCACAGCAGCACAGCUAGCCAGCCCGUGUGCUCCGCGCUCCAGCUGGAGAGCGGCGUGUGCGUGGUGACGGGCGCGUCGCGCGGCAUCGGGCGCGCCGUCGCGCUGGCUCUGGGCGCCCAGGGAUGCAAGGUGGCCAUCAACUACGCCGCCAGCUCUGGCAGGGCUGAGGAGGUGGCCCACCAGAUUGAGGAGCUUGGGGGGGAGGCGAUCGUGGUGGGGGCAGACAUGGGCAAGGCCGACGAGAUUGACGCCCUGUUCAAGACUGUGGCCGACAAGUGGGGCACCGUGGAUGUGCUGGUCAACAAUGCGGGCAUCACGCGCGACACGCUGAUGAUGCGGAUGAAGAAGGAGCAGUGGGACGACGUCAUCAACGUCAACCUCACCGGAGUCUUCCUGGCCACACAGGCCGCCACCAAGAUUAUGAGCAAGAAGAGGAAGGGGCGCAUCGUCAACGUCGCCUCGGUGGUUGGCCUGGUGGGCAACGCCGGGCAAGCUAACUACGCCGCCGCCAAGGGAGGCGUCAUCGCCCUGACCAAGACCGUGGCACGCGAGUGGGCUGGCCGCAGCAUCACCUGCAACUCCGUCGCGCCCGGCUUCAUCGCCUCGGACAUGACUGCCGCCAUUGACAAGAAGUACGAGGAGGCAAUCCUGGGGGGCAUCCCGCUGGCCCGCUAUGGCCAGCCCGAGGAGGUGGCCGGCCUGGUUCGCUUCCUGGCUCUGGACCCAGCUGCCGCCUACAUCACGGGCCAGUGCUUCGCCAUUGACGGCGGCAUGACCAUGCACUGAUCGGGGAGAGCGGCGGGCAUGCGGGCAGCCCCGCGUCGAGACUCCGUGUACGAGACGAGCGGCGGCACGUCUGCCGCGCUGCCUUCCUCGGCACCCACCCACCCAUCCUAGUUGCCCCUGUUUCUUGCACCCCGAGCGCCAGUUGGUCUGUUGCCCCCCUCCCUGCCCUCCCCUGAUGGUUGCGUGUUUGUUUCUGCUCCAGACAAGAAGACUGCCUGCUGUUGAUAUCCUGCCUUACAAAAGCACUGUGGCGGCCAAUACCUGCCGCAAACAUAUUCCCCGCCUCCUCAACUCACUGCCAAACCGCCGGAAGCGCUGCCGGGCGCUCCCACUGUAAAUGCCUGUCUGCGGCU